ACACUGUGCGCAAGGGCUUCAUAACAGAGCAGUCAGUGGGAACACUUGAACGCACGGAGGGGGAGGAGGGCUGCGAGAAAAAACAAGCCGAGAAAAUUGUUCGACUGAAACGAAAGUACUAAUACCAAGUGCAUUCGACCCCACCGUUACUCGCUUUAAGAGCGAUCAUCGCGACUCCGAUGUAGUUUUGUCGACUUCACGUUGCGGUGUUGCGCACGGCGGCGUCCAUCCGGUAAAAACAAUAUAAGUGCUGGGGAGUCUGUCUGUAGGGCUACUGUACGGACGGCCAGUGCAGAACUGUUCUGAUGUGUCAAUAAGUUUGAGGUGGACGGGAUGCUGGAAUGAGAAGGCCCUGGCGUUUCGAUUGGAUUUCAGAGGUCAUCUUCAUCGCAUGAUACAGCCUGACUGACAGAUCCAUCCUCAUCUUUCAAAUACCGUAUUUCCAUAUUCUGUGACUCUGGUCAACAGCAGUAUGAAGGGCGGAGGUGGAGGGAAAGAGCCUCCUGUGGAGGGAGAGGUCAGCGGAAAACGGCCCAAACGCAAGUGCCUGCAGUGGCACCCGCUGCUCGCCAAGAAAGCUCCGGACUUUUCUGAGGAAGAGGAGGAGGAGGAUGAAGAAGAGAUGGAAAAGGAGCCGGUGUUAUGCACUGAGAGCGGGGUUCAGGAGGGUGAGUGUGUUGCGAUGGAGGAUGACGUUGGAGAGUUCUCUUCUGAGCAGCGAGCUCGCCGACCCAUGAACGCCUUUCUGCUGUUCUGCAAACGGCAUCGUUCGCUCGUUCGGCAGGAACACCCACGACUCGACAACCGGGGAGCCACGAAGAUCCUGGCGGACUGGUGGGCCGUUCUGGAUCCCAAAGAAAAGCAGAAAUACACAGACAUGGCCAAGGAGUAUAAGGAUGCUUUCAUGAAGGCUAACCCAGGUUACAAGUGGUGUCCUGCCACCAACAAGCCGGUGAAGAGCCCAUCCCAUUCCUUGAGUAAUCCCCGUAAGAAAGUCUGGCCUCUGCCCUCCAACCCUAGCAAGGACACAUCCAUUGCCAAAAAACAGCAUAAAACUGAAGGUGCACCACAGCUAAACUUUGCCAUGGCAGAUCCCACUAAAAUGGGGGGCCUAAGCAUGCUGCUGUUAGCCGGGGAACACGCCCUGACCGCCAGAGAGAUUUCCUCCAGCUCUUCCCAGACAGAAGGCACAGAUGCUGUUAAGCAUGCUGGGAAAUCAGCCCUCUUCCAGCUGGCUGAGAUAUCUUCCAGUCCAGAGCAGCUGGCUGAGGAAAGUAAGAAUGUUGAAGAUGGAAGCUCUCUGACAAAUGCGGAGGCCUUUGGACCGUCUCAGCCGAGCUCUCCAGACCUGCCCAAGAGUUGUGUUAAAUCUCCUCUGUUUCAGCUGGCUGAGCAGAUCUCCUCCAGUAGGUCUCAACCCGCGUCCGAGGGGCGGCAGUGCGGCCAGUCGGCUCUUUUCCAGCUAGCUGAGAUGUGUUUGGCCUCUGAAGCAGAGAAGAUGGAAGCUCGCUCCUCACAACCUUCAGAAGAUUCAUCUGUCUGUGCUCAGCACAGCUCAAGCAGCACAGUCGACCCCGACCGCAAAGAGCACAGGGACGGUCCUCAUCUUCCUCUCCCCAUGCCACCAUCAACCUCAUCUUCUGCCUCUACCUCCGGCUCCACCUCUUCCUCUCCCACUGACGCCACCCCCUCAGAGCUCAGCCCUCGUAAGACGCCGAGGAAGAAAAAAAAGAAGAAAGAAAAUAAAGAAACUGACGAGUCUGGAAAAAAUCUCACAUCACCCAAAAAGGUAAAAGAAACUGACGAGUCUGGAAAAAAUCCCACAUCACCCAAAAAGGUAAAGAAGCGACAGUCGCCCGACUCGGACUUGGACAGCGUGAUGUUCACUAUCGAGGCGGUUGCUAAAGGUGCCUGGGGCUCAGAGGAGACCCCUAAGAAGAAAUCUCGUCUCUCAGAAAGUGACAGCAUCCCAGCUGUCGACCAAUCUGUGGCGCUGAAGAAGAAGUCAAAACCCAAACAGAAAAAAGCAAAAGACGAAGCGAAAGAGGAAGAGAAGAUGGAAGAGGAUAAGCAGAAUGACGUGGAGAUGAAAACAGAAGAACCUCCCCUGUCCCCUAAGGCAGAGUGUGAGAAGAUGCCUGAUGUGAAGGUAGAGCCCCCUAGUGGUGUGGAAGAAAUAGCGCCUCACUGCUCACAGCCGAUCGAAACGGAAGAGAGAGAAGCGGACGCCAAACCGUCUCCAGACCAAACCAGACCUGAGGAUAAGGAACCAGAGUUCAAGCCAGAGACCUCGGGGUCCAGGAAGUCCGAACGGAGCUGUAAAGGAGCUCUUUAUAAAACACUGGUGUCUGAAGGGAUGCUGACGUCUCUGCGGGCAAAUGUCGACAGAGGGAAAAGAGGUUCCAUGCGAGGCAGCGUGUCUGAUCACGAGGGUGGCUGGAAUGACGAGAGUUGGGGGUUUUCUCAACCUGCUGUCAGUACCCCAAAAAAGCUGAAGAAGUCUAAAUCUAAAGAGGAAACCACCCCUGGACUGGGUAAACUCGAGGAGGAAUUCGAGAAAAAGUUCAACAGCUUGCCGCAGUACAGCCCCCUGACAUUUGACAAAAAGACCGCAUCAGUCACCAAGAAGAAAAAAAGCACCGCGGCCAACUCUCCCGAACUGCCCAAACCCUGCACGGGUUCAUCUUCAUCUCAGAAAAAGACCUUUUUCCACAAGAUAGUGAGCAAGUACAAACACAGGAAGGAGAAAUCCAGUGCGGCAGACAAAGAUGUUGUCACACCUGACCCAGCGGUCACAGAAUCGAGCCAGGUUGUGAAACCGGACAGUCCGUGUGUAUCUCCCUCUCCUGAACCCCAAAAGGUUUUGGAAACGCCCGUGGGCAGUCAGAAGAGGAAGGCCCGGAAAAAUAAAAUCACACACUUGGUGCGCACGGCUGACGGUCGAGUGUCACCUGCAGAGGAGGACAAAUCAAAAGAUCAGACCAAGAAUCAGGAUGAAAAGCCAUUCACUCACGAGACAUUAUGCAAUAGGGGGGUCUGCUACACUGACCCCGGAUCAGAGGAAGCGGACAGGUCGGAUACGUCCGGCAGCCUCCCGACCUUCUUCAGCUUAGCGGCCCUCGCUGAGGUCGCCGCCAUGGAGAACGUGCACAGAGCCCAGCGUGCUGUAAGCAUCGCCACUGAAGGUCAGGUGAAGGACAUGGCUCCUGUGCUGAUUUCCUGUGCGGACCAGUGAGGUCUCUGAUUGGCCCAGACUGGGUCUAACCCAGUUGUGGCCUAUGUAAGGACAUGCUGGGACCUCAUCUUUGACCCUGGGCCCCUGAUGCCAGGGGGAUAGAGAGAUACUGAAAAUGAAUGAGGGACGUGGAUAAGGAUGUUUUAUCCCAGAAGCCUUCACCUUGCAACCUUUCCCCACCCCUCGCUCCCUCUCUCUCACCCCCUCAGGGCCCCGAGGGAGCCAUACCUGGUCUCCGAAACUGUUCCUCUAGUGGCUUCAGACCAGUUAUCAGACUUUACAAUCUGCAAGAAUGGCUACUCUAUAAGGUCAAGUUUUGCCUACAAAAAGUGCAUUUGAAGCAAGCGCUCUCUCUCUCUAUCCAUCUUUCUUUUUAUUUUAGCUUCUGUUUCUUCUGGUUAGCCUUAUUGCACAAACAUCUACUUCACAAAGCGACGAACUACUUUCUCAGUCAGAGGAAAUUUUGUGGCUUCCUGUCCCCCUUUCCUGCUCUGAAUCUAUUAAGAAACAGUGAGAGAGAGAGAUAGUUUUUAGACUGCCCGACCUCAGCUUUACACCUCUGUUUGGUUUUAUUCUUUGCACACUUCAAUACCAUCCUCACCUUCACGAUGCACAAUUCCUAGAUGCCUCUUUCUUUCAAGCAAUGACCCUCGAACGCAUCUGAAGGUGAGAGUCUGAGAACUCGCGCAGGCAGCAGCGAUGUGUUACGGGGGUAACGGAUGUUUGCGUGCAUCUCGCUGCGGUCACGCGCAUACCCACUUCUUACUGACUGAAUCACCUGAUGGAAAGCCAGUCGAACCGUUUGUAUCUUGAAACCCCCAUGGCUUUUGGCUCUUCGCUGACAUGCGCAGACGUUGACAGGUCUAUUACUAGUAGGCCCAAGGGGAAUCUGUGGGUUUUCUUGCAUUAUAAGUAGUAAAUCCACACAAAAACAUGUUAGCAUAUUUAAUUUAGCAAAGCUUUUUAUUAAGCAAACAUGCAGGGGGCGAUGUGGAGAAGUUGCGAAUGACUCUUAUUCCAUUUUUGCGUACGCAUAUUCCACGUGGGCCCGGUUUUAAGAUCAGCGUGGCGAUACUUGAACGAUGAAAAUGCAUUUUAUGUCAAUACUUGACCUUACCCGCAGUGUGUAGCGUCUUGCUGGCUAAUCCGAAAGAGUGCUACGCCUCUCUAACAUAGUUUAAUAAUAGACACUGCACUAAUUUUUAGCUUCCUUAGACUUUUAGGCUUUUAGUUGACGUUGGCUUUUGUUCUAAUAGCGAGUUUUGGUAUUUGUUUUGUGCUUUUUGUAUCGUCACUGAGAUACGCAGCCUUGUUUUCCUCUCGUACCUGAGGCUGUAGAUGCCAUUCCAGCUUAACAUGUUUUGAUUCUGUCCAUUUAAGCACAUGGUGGGAGAGAAUUGGAGAUAAAAGGAAAACAGGGAUUGAUGUUGAGACUCUGGAUGUCUCUCUCACUCAUACACACUUGCACACACACCUGUAUUGUGGGAGUCCCAGCGUAGCGUGUUGUCUUGUAACAGCACAUCCUGUGAGUCAGGGUCUGGUCUUCAGAUCAUGUACUGUGUGUCUGCAUUGACUGAUUGUACAAAUCAUUUUUCUUCCCAGUAUUUUUGUCUUGUUUUCCAGUAGAAAUAGCUUUAACUUCCUUUUAAGAUGCAAUAUAUUCCAGACACAAAAUUGCGCCAAGUUUUAUUUUAUAUAGUGACGUUUCUUUUUCUUAACCCAGUUUCAAAUCCUCAAAAACAGUUUUGUCAGAUUUCUACUAUAGAAACACGUAUUUGCAUAAAAAGGAAAACUAUAUAUAUUUGAUCUGAAUAUUACCCUUAAUAUCUGCCACUGUUACAUUGUUGUUAAGACUGAAAAACCAGAUUUGACAAAAAUACUUGAGAAAGUGAUUUCGACUUUCUGUGUUUUCGGGCUGGUUUGACCCUCAGACUCGGGUUCCUGAAAGCCUCCCGAGAUCCCAGAGAGUCUAGAUGAGGUAAAUGAAGGAAUUCUUGAAGCCAGAUCACAAAACAUUAAUCUGCUGUAGUCGCGCUUUUUUUCCGAUUUUGAUAAUAGUCUGUUUUGCUUUUCAAAAUAUCCUUCUAUAAAUGAUAUUGUCUGUGAAUUUAUGAACUAAUAAGGUUUUUUUACUUUUUUGAAAAUACUGUAUUUAACUUUUCUUUCCGUAGAACACCUUGCGCAGGGUUCGUUUUCCUCGCUUUUGUUCCGUUUCGUUACUAAAACCUCUUUUCCGAGGUUCGCUGUACUGGAUCGAGACUGUUGUCAAAAGCUCAUAUACAAAUAUCUGUGUAUAUAUAUAUACCUAUGCUUACCUGUUAAGCCAACAAGCACUGAGAUAGAUGCACCGCCUCUAGACGAUUAGUUUCCUGCUUGUGAAAGUGCACGUGCGUGGCAAUGCCGCAAAUGGCCUACGUCUGGUGUGUGUGGCCGGGCACAACGUCUGAAUGUUCCCCCUCCCUGUUAUUUAUACAAUAGAGGCAUUUACUCCAAGCCACGGGUUUAAACCUCAAGUGUAUUUUAAGUAAUAGUAAGCUUGUAGGCUGUAACUGUGCCUGAGGCAGUUAUGAGAAAUAUCAUGUUUACCUGAUCAAUCAGGACCUAAUCACUUUUUUUAAGUGUGACUUUGUGAAGCUUAUGAAAUUUUAUAAAUCACCUUUAUGGCCCUGCUUAUGAAACUUUAGAAGUGUAUAACAGGGUGAAAGUAUUAUAAAUAAGAAGAUUAUGAAACCUCCUGCUCGUUUGUGUUGAAAUCGGUCGGUUGCGAUUGGAGACUUUGAAUUGGAUCAAUGUGAUCAUGAAUUUUCCCAGCUUCAUUGUAGACUGUCGGUGGACGCCAUGUUUGAUUUGCGCAAAUGAAAACAAAAACAUUGUCGCUGUUCUUCCGAAACCUCGCAUGUCCAAAUUUGCUGUUUUUCAGGAAAUGGAAAAAACACUGUACUUUGGAAUUGAUUAAAUACUGUGUUGUCAAAGUUGACAAGUCCGUUUUAAUACCUUUUUUAGAGAUAUUUACAAAACCGAGUGACAAACAUAAAGGGUGACUAAUAAUAAUGAUUUGUGAUUUACCAAAUGUGGACAUAUGAGGUUUCGGAAAGGACAGCGAUGAUGAGGGAUAGACAUGACCUGUUCAGAAGAAAAAAUCAAUCCAUGAGUUGUUCAAAUAGAGACAUUUUCUUGGUUAAGUGCGUUUUUUAGAUUGUAUGGUUUUAGGAUUACAAGAAUCUAUAUUGUCCAUAUGUUUUUUAAUUGUUUUAUCUCAAGUGUUACAUAAGCUGAACUGUUAUUAAACACACAUCUUGUUUUCAUAUGCGUCAAAUGAAUCACGAUGUCCACCCUGACAGAGAUCUAUUUGAAGAUUAUCUGUUUUCUCAAAGGAUGAAUCAUGUUAGAAGAAAAUUGUUUGUCGUUUCCAGGAAGUUACUGUAAGACGUCUUCCCUCGCGUGUAACGCGCCUCAGACGUGACGCAAUUUAUGUUCUUCCCAGCGAUCAGGAGAAGUACCAUACUCUCAGACCAGGCGUUUUUCUCUCAAGCCAAAGAAAAGCGAAAAGAGUCUAAGGGAAAUGUAUUGAUGCAGAACGUCAAGCUCACUCCACUGCGUCAGACCAGUGGACCCGUCUUCAGGUUUCAAAUGUAUUAUAUCAGCACAACUAAUUCUUCUAAUGUUUUCUGAUGGUUUUCCUCUGAAUUGGGCAAAAUGUUGGCACCUUUUUAAUGCCUAAUUUUAGGAAGACAAUAUUUGCACCUUAAACCCAUACCAAAACACCAUCGCCUUCUAAAAGGAACAGUUCACCCAAAUAUUUGGUCAUCAUUCCUCAUCCUCAUUCCAAAUAUGAUUAGCAGAUGUUGCACUUUCCAAACAACAAAUAUAGAAAAUCAAUUCCAUGAACUGGAGAUAACAUAUUUUUUAUUCUUGGUCACUUCUGGUCAAUCAAUGUGGAUUUUGUCCGACAUCAAUAUUGAGAAAGCAAUGUGAUGCAAAUGAGAUGCAUAUUGAAAAUAGAUUAAAUGUAACAUUUAUUGUGCGUUACGUGCAUAGUUAGCAGCAUGUAGCAUCAAAUCAAACUUGUCUACAUGAACAGACUGGAAAGAACGAUUGGCUGAACGUAAACAUUCAAUGCAAAAAGAGCAUUCACUUUCAUUCUUUUUUUUAUUGGUGAACUGUCCCUUUAAAGAUUGAUCUUCCCAUCUCGCCGGUGUCCCCCUCAUGAAUUCUUAACCGACCCCUCUCACAUAUUGAGACUGAGUGACAUUGUGUGUUUUAACAAUUUGUUAAUGCUAGCAAAAUUUAUAAUGCGUAGUAGCUUAUUUGAUCGGCCCAGCAUGAUGCAGAAUUCGAUCCCAUCCCAUGCCCCUGUCAUGAAGUCCACACUUCCUUUUUCUAUUUAGAAGAUGCCUCUUAGCGAAAUGCCUCUAUGAAACAGAAAUUCCUAUAUUAGCUAUAAAGAUUCUGAUAUUAUUCCCUUUUGUGCUAGAUUGUCUCUUGAAUGUAAUGGAUUUUGUACCUGUAUUUUUCUAAUUCCGAUUCAGUCUUUCUGUACGCGGUGGCUUUAUACAGAGGAAUUCUAUCUAGGCUGCUUCUUUAAGUAAAUACUUUGUAAAAACUUCCAGUCGUUCUUAAUAGACACACCCUGACCUCUGUAGUGCGCGGUAUACGCUCAAAUCUCACGAGGGUACCCCUGCCACCUUCGUAUGUGACGUCAUCUUCUCUUUUACGCAUCUACACGCAAUAGCGGCGAUCGCAGAUAUCCGUUUUGCCAAACCUUCCACUUUUCACCUCCUUAACUCUUCAUAACCUGAAUAUGAACCCCGUAAAUGAUGAUCAUCUUUCUCUGUAUGUGAAUGCAAGUUCGUGGCUUAAAAUGCAGUUGUGGCACCGUCUGUUUAAAAGCUAAACCCCGAGAUCCUGUUCUGAUUUUUCUGAGGAGUUUCUUACUCUUGUGUGCUUGAUCUGAUUAUUGUCACUAGUACUGUAAAAUGCAAUGUAUGGAUUUGAUUGUUACAGCCCAGUUGUUGAUGCAGCCUUGCCUUACUGAACCCCCUGUGUAGAGAGGGAACCCUUCGCCAUUGUCCUUCUCAUCCAGUCUUAUGUCAUUACACUGUCUGCUGACGCAAAUGUUAUUCUUUAAACACCUAUUAAAGUAACAUACAU
Molecule: messenger RNA, 8386 nt
Organism: Triplophysa rosa
Lineage: Eukaryota; Metazoa; Chordata; Actinopteri; Cypriniformes; Nemacheilidae
Product: HMG box transcription factor BBX
Exons: 17
Coding region: 473-3235 (920 amino acids)
Biological process (GO): regulation of transcription by RNA polymerase II
Cellular component (GO): nucleus
Molecular function (GO): RNA polymerase II transcription regulatory region sequence-specific DNA binding; DNA-binding transcription factor activity, RNA polymerase II-specific
Source: RefSeq, a predicted model, not a curated record